AUGGCAAAAUUAUAUUUUUACUACUCAGCAAUGAAUGCUGGAAAAUCUACACUUCUUCUACAGUCCUCUUUCAACUACCAAGAAAGAGGAAUGAGAACUGUUCUUUUUACAUUUGCUGAUGAUCAUCGAUUUAAAAAAGGAUCAAUUUGCUCCAGAAUUGGUCUCUCAGAGAAUUCUCAUACAUACAAUUCCACUACAAAUAUUUUUGAUGUCAUAAACAAAGAACACAAUGAAAAAAAAGUUGACUGUGCCUUAAUAGACGAAAGUCAGUUCCUAACUAAACUACAAGUGAGAGAAAUAUGCAUGGUAGUUGAUAAACUAAAUAUCCCAGUAUUAUGCUAUGGUUUGAGAACUGAUUUCCGAGGAGAAUUGUUCACUGGAAGUAAAUAUUUACUAGCAUGGGCCGAUAAACUAAGUGAAAUCAAAACAAUCUGUCACUGCAGCAAAAAAGCAACUAUGACUCUCAGAGUAGAUAAAGAUGGAAAUCCCCUUCAUACAGGUGAACAAAUUCUUAUUGGUGACAAUUCCAUGUACACCUCUGUCUGUAGAAAACACCAUAUUAUUUGUGACGAAAAUUAUUGCCUUUAA
Messenger RNA from Cryptosporidium ubiquitum, 588 nucleotides. RefSeq names its product thymidine kinase. Gene Ontology annotation, biological process: thymidine metabolic process. Gene Ontology annotation, molecular function: thymidine kinase activity; ATP binding. The transcript has a single exon. Bases 1 to 588 code for a protein of 195 amino acids. Lineage: Eukaryota; Apicomplexa; Conoidasida; Eucoccidiorida; Cryptosporidiidae. Gene Ontology annotation, cellular component: cytosol. The record is from RefSeq and is a predicted model, not a curated record.